Molecule: messenger RNA, 1014 nt
Organism: Fusarium pseudograminearum CS3096
Lineage: Eukaryota; Fungi; Ascomycota; Sordariomycetes; Hypocreales; Nectriaceae
Exons: 2
Coding region: 1-1014 (337 amino acids)
Biological process (GO): DNA damage response; DNA replication
Cellular component (GO): nucleus
Molecular function (GO): double-stranded DNA binding
Source: RefSeq, a predicted model, not a curated record
AUGGGCAAAGCCGAAGUCGGAUCUACGAAAUUUGUCGCCAACCGCAUGAAGGCCAAGGGUCUUCAGCGGUUGAGAUGGUACUGUCAACCAUGCGAGAAACAAUGCAGAGAUGCCAACGGAUUCAAGCAGCAUACAAUGAGCGAAAGCCAUGUGCGACAAAUGCUUCUCGUCGGCGAAGAUCCCAAGAAAUACAUCAACGACUAUACCAAACAAUUCUUGAGCGACUUCAUUCUGCUUCUAAGGACUGGUCACGGAGAGAAACAAGUUCAUAUUAACCGUUUCUAUCAAGAAUAUAUUGCAAACAAGGAGCACAUUCAUAUGAACAGUACAAAAUUCGGUUCGCUUACCGAACUAGCGAAGCAUCUAGGCCGCGAGGGCAUUUGCCGAGUUGAAGAAACCGAGAAGGGCAUACACAUAUCCUGGAUCGACAAAUCACCAGAGGCUUUGAGGCGACAAGACGCAUUACGGCGCAAGGAAGCGCAAGAUCAGGGCAACGAGGAGUUGGAACAGCGCAUGAUCCGAGAGCAAAUCAAACGAGCGCAAGCCGCUGCCGGCAACGACGAAGAAAAAGAAGAAGAUCCUGAAGCCCGCGAAUUGAAACGUCAAGAAGGAGAGAAGAUCAAGCUUUCAUUCGGAGCGAAGCCAGCUGCUCUCGAUACGAAGGCGUCGGAGAGCCCUGCGCCCGACACGGCUACAACAGAAGCAGACACCUCAAAGACGGAAGAGAUAACUACAGAAAAAGGAAAGGAGCCUGACACAGCACCAGCGAAGCCAAGCGGGUUUAGAGGCAUCUCGAUGAAACUUGCUGGGAAGCCUCAGACCAAGAACGUGUUCGCCCAGGCCAAAAAGAAUGCCCUCUCUUCAGGAUCCAAGAAACCAGCAAAAAUUGAGCAACCCAAGAAAAUGAGCGAGGCCGAACGCAUCAUGAAAGAGGAAAUGGAAAAGAAGCGGCCCAGGGACUCUACCGGCUUUAGUUUUGGCAUGGGCUCUAACAAGAAGCAGAAGAACAACUAA